This is a messenger RNA of Mauremys mutica (yellowpond turtle), 1002 nucleotides long. It is a transcript of the gene YPEL3, whose product is annotated as yippee like 3. The transcript is spliced from 5 exons. NCBI's taxonomy places the organism in Eukaryota, Metazoa, Chordata, Testudines, Geoemydidae. The record is from RefSeq and is a predicted model, not a curated record. Bases 262 to 621 code for a protein of 119 amino acids.
UCGCGCCGCCGAGCAGCGCCUCAUUUGCAUGCCGCCUUCCCGUUGGCGGCUGGGGGUGGCGCAGGGGCUGCUGGGAGGAGGGGGCGGGCGGCUGCCAGCUGGUUUGUAAACAAGCGCUGGAGUCUGGGGGGCCGCGCUGCGCCCCCGCCCGGCCCCUCACCCUCAGCGAGAGAGACCAGGCGCACAGUUGCUGCUCCGCCCCACAGGCCGAACCGGGUCUCUCGGUGGCCGGGCCAGUCCCGGGCGGUGCCGGUGGCCGCCAUGGUCCGGCUCUCCAAGCCCAAGACGUUCCAGGCCUACCUGGACAACUGUCACCGCAGAUACAGCUGUGUGCACUGCCGGGCACAUCUGGCCAACCACGAUGACCUCAUCUCCAAGUCUUUCCAAGGGAGUCAGGGGCGAGCUUAUCUCUUCAACUCAGUGGUGAAUGUGGGGUGUGGGCCGGCUGAGGAGCGGGUGCUGCUGACAGGGCUACACGCAGUAUCCGACAUCCACUGUGAGAGCUGCAAGACCACGCUGGGCUGGAAAUACGAACAAGCCUUCGAGAGCAGCCAGAAGUACAAGGAGGGGAAAUACAUCAUCGAGCUGAGCCACAUGAUCAAGGACAACGGCUGGGACUGACCCUGCCCCACGGACCCCACUGCAGCGGGGCUUGCACCAUCGUUCCCAUGGAAACCAGCAACAAGGCGGGGCCUUGCAGCAUGAGUUCUAUGGCCUAACUGAGGAGGGGGCUCCCUGGCACCGUUUCCAUGGAGAUCCAUCCCAAACCUGGUCCCCCUGCAGCAGGGGUGGGGCUCACCUCAAGGUUGCUAUGGAGACCACCCUGCCCAGGACCACUCCACUGCCAGGAAGGGGCGGGACCUUGCUGCACCGUUUCCAUAGAGAUGAGCACCGCCUCCUAACUUUGCAUGGGGACAUUACUGAACAUUAAUUAAUGUGUGUGUGUGUGUUGGGGAGGACAGGUAAUGCCCACCAUGGGGGGGAGGGCGGUGCUGCACUGUG